AUUGCAAAUAUAUGAUUCCUGUUCACAAUUAAUCAUAGUUUCACUUUAAAUUUCUUACUGUUUUUCUUUUUGCAGCUGAAUGGCAUUAAAAUGGUGGAUGAACCUAUGGAGGAAGGAGAACCAUAUUCCUAUAAUGAUGAAGGAUGUGUAAAAGAGAUACCUAUUACCCACCAUGUGAAAGAAGGAUGUGAAAAAGCAGACCCUGCACAAUUUGAAUUACUUAAAGUCCUUGGUCAGGGAUCAUUUGGAAAGGUUUUUCUUGUGAGGAAAAUUAUAGGUCCUGAUGCUGGACAGCUGUAUGCAAUGAAAGUUCUGAAGAAAGCUUCUUUGAAAGUUCGAGAUAGAGUUCGUACAAAGAUGGAGAGAGAUAUAUUAGUAGAAGUUAAUCAUCCAUUUAUUGUCAAGCUGCACUAUGCCUUUCAGACUGAAGGGAAGCUAUAUUUAAUAUUGGAUUUUCUCAGGGGAGGAGAUGUGUUCACAAGAUUAUCCAAAGAGGUUAUGUUUACAGAGGAAGAUGUGAAAUUCUACCUCGCAGAACUGGCUCUUGCUUUGGAUCAUCUGCACAGCUUGGGGAUUGUAUACAGGGACCUGAAGCCAGAAAACAUUUUGCUUGAUGAAGCAGGACAUAUCAAGUUAACAGUUUUAGACUUUGGCCUCAGCAAAGAAUCCGUCGAUCAAGAAAAGAAGGCCUAUUCUUUCUGUGGUACUGUGGAGUACAUGGCACCUGAAGUUGUAAACAGGAGAGGCCAUAACCAGAGUGCUGAUUGGUGGUCAUUUGGGGUUCUUAUGUUUGAAAUGCUUACUGGUACACUGCCAUUUCAAGGCAAAGAUCGCAAUGAAACCAUGAAUAUGAUACUCAAAGCAAAACUUGGAAUGCCGCAGUUUCUAAGCCCUGAAGCUCAAAGUCUUCUGAGAAUGCUGUUUAAAAGAAAUCCUUCCAAUAGGUUAGGAGCUGGUCCUGAUGGGGUUGAAGAAAUUAAGAGGCAUCCCUUUUUUUCUACCAUUGACUGGAAUAAAUUAUACAGGAGAGAGAUUCAGCCCCCAUUUAAGCCUGCUUCUGGGAAACCUGAAGACACGUUUUGUUUUGAUCCAGAAUUCACAGCAAAAACACCAAAAGAUUCUCCAGGAGUUCCACCUAGUGCUAAUGCACAUCAGCUCUUCAAAGGCUUUAGCUUUGUUGCAGCUGCUGCCAUAGAAGACCACAAAAUCUCCCCCCUCAACAACAUAUUGCCAAUAGUACAGCAACUUCAUGGAAACAGUGCACUAUUCACAGAUGCAUAUGAGCUUAAAGAGGACAUUGGUGUUGGGUCCUACUCUGUGUGCAAGCGAUGUAUCCACAUAGCUUCAAAUAUGGAGUUUGCUGUGAAGAUCAUUGAUAAAAGUAAGAGAGAUCCCUCUGAAGAAAUUGAGAUUUUGAUGCGCUAUGGACAGCACCCCAAUAUUAUUACUUUAAAAGAUGUGUAUGAUGAUGGUAAAUAUAUCUACCUUGUCACUGAACUGAUGAAGGGAGGUGAGCUGCUUGAUCGUAUUCUCAGACAAAAGUAUUUCUGUGAACGGGAAGCAAGUGCUGUGUUGUACACUAUCACCAAAACAGUUGACUAUCUUCACUGUCAAGGAGUAGUGCAUCGAGACCUUAAGCCCAGUAAUAUCUUGUAUAUGGAUGACUCUAAUAAUGCUGACUCUAUCAGAAUUUGUGAUUUUGGUUUUGCCAAACAACUUCGGGGGGAGAAUGGGCUUCUCUUAACACCUUGCUACACUGCCAACUUUGUAGCACCAGAGGUUCUCAUGAGACAGGGAUAUGAUGCUGCUUGCGAUAUAUGGAGUUUGGGUGUCCUCCUUUAUACAAUGUUGGCUGGGUAUACUCCUUUUGCCAAUGGCCCCAAUGAUACCCCUGAGGAAAUCUUGCUACGAAUAGGAAGUGGAAAAUUUUCUUUAAGCGGAGGCAACUGGGACACAGUUUCAGAUGCAGCAAAGGAUUUGCUAUCUCACAUGCUACACGUAGACCCACAUCAGCGAUACACUGCAGAGCAAGUUCUCAAGCAUUCAUGGAUAACCUGUAGGGAUCAGUUGCCACACUAUCAGCUGAACAGGCAAGAUGCACCACAUCUAGUAAAGGGGGCCAUGGCUGCCACAUAUUCUGCACUGAAUCACAAGACAUUUCAGCCUGUGUUAGAGCCUGUCGCAGCUUCCAGCUUAGCUCAACGGCGAAGCAUGAAAAAGCUAAUGUCAACAGACUUAUAGAUCCACUGGGAGCACUUAGCCAAAGUGGAACAAGGGGAAAAAAUCCAAUAAGUGGCUCAGUAUCUGCCUGGCCUGUGAUUUAAAAGGCAUAUACAAGUUUCUCCUACACUACUUGAAUUCUGUUGAAAGGGGAUGGGGGGAAGGACACAGGUCCAGGGGGGAUUCAUAACGUGUUCUACAGGAAGUGUUGGUGGUUCAUCAAAGCAAAACAUCAGGGUGCAUCGCAGAGAUCAUGAGGAAUUUCUAUAUGCUGUCCUUUUCAGAAAUCCGCUGGAUUAUGUUAAUAGUUUUUAAUAUUGUAUAUUUUUCCCAAUUCCUAAAGAAAUGGUUUAGGGGACCAUUAACAAUGCUUGAGCUGUAAAUUUAAGAGA
This is a messenger RNA of Heteronotia binoei (common prickly gecko), 2612 nucleotides long. It is a transcript of the gene RPS6KA6, whose product is annotated as ribosomal protein S6 kinase A6. Gene Ontology annotation, molecular function: magnesium ion binding; ATP binding; ribosomal protein S6 kinase activity. The transcript is spliced from 21 exons. The record is from RefSeq and is a predicted model, not a curated record. Lineage: Eukaryota; Metazoa; Chordata; Lepidosauria; Squamata; Gekkonidae. Bases 91 to 2241 code for a protein of 716 amino acids. Gene Ontology annotation, biological process: protein phosphorylation.